This is a messenger RNA of Thalassophryne amazonica, 3003 nucleotides long. It is a transcript of the gene firrm, whose product is annotated as chromosome 10 C1orf112 homolog. The record is from RefSeq and is a predicted model, not a curated record. The coding region runs from base 138 to 2882 and encodes 914 amino acids. Lineage: Eukaryota; Metazoa; Chordata; Actinopteri; Batrachoidiformes; Batrachoididae. The transcript has 25 exons.
AACGAUGGGCGCGCUGUUUUUUGAACUUAAUUUUAUAUUUUAUGCAUUUUUCAUGCGUUUUGUGUGAUUGCAUUCCAGUCGUUAAAGGAUAACGACUAGUCCUGAUACUGUGAUGUGAUGUGGUGACUCCUGUGAUCAUGUCGCAGACAAACUCUCUUCUUGAUGAGGUGACCCAGUGGAGUCAGGAAACCUGCCGCCAGGAGCUCAAGUCAUUCUUACCAAAACUUACCUCUUUGCAACAUGAAUCUGAAAGCUGGAAUGAUCAUAUACGAAUACUGAAGAUUAUCACAGACAUGUUUCUCCCACAUAUUGGUUUGUCAGAGCUGGAAGAAGAAUGCUUCUCUAAGAUUUUACCCAAGGCUGUGAUGAUAUUUGAUAACUUGUUGAAAGAAAUCUCAAACCAAGUUGGAGAACUUUCCAGUCAAAACACAGAGCUUUGUGUCUUGCUGAGAAGCAUUCUGCAGGCAAUGAUGCAAAUUAUUGACGCUUUAUCUGCUUGUGUGCGGCAUGUUGGCUCAUUUGAAGUAUCUCCUGAACUCGAGGUUAUUCGUUCUUUACCCACUUGUAUUUUGAAAGUCCUGAAGGACACUUUUGAACAUUGCAAGGAGAGCGAGGUGGUUUAUUGUGGCCGUCUGUCAUUGGUGGCUGAUCUGCUGCAGGGACUCUUUAAGGAGGCCUACGCACUUCAUAAGGGCCUGUUGGAGCUGUUAGACAGAAUGUCUCUCGACAGCAGUGAUUCAGAGGAAAUUGCCGAUGUUGUUACAGUGAUUCACAGCCUCCUCGAUAUCUGUUCCAUCAUCUCCAACCUGGACAUGGCACUACAUGCAAACACAUGGAAAUUCGUCAUCAAACAGAGCCUGAAGUACCAGUCGUUGGUCGAGGAACAUCUACGCCACAGUGACAUCAGCAGUAGCCUAUGUGCCAACCUGUUGGCGUGCUUUCACAGCUGUGUGGAGCUGGCGGAACAGAUUCAACACCCUGCUCCUCAGGAGACAGCUCAAACACCAGAGUACAAACUGUUCCAGAAAACUGCAAAAAUGUGCAGAUUUUUUGGCAACACUCUAGUUCAUUAUAUCAAGGAGUUCAAGUGUUUUCUUGCAAAGUACUGUAGCUGCUUUCACCAGCUCUACCUCCAGGUCAUCAGUAAGUUUCCUCCAAGCUUUUCUUCUCCAAAACUACCCGCCACUCUGUCUGAGGAACUGAAUGUGGCGGCUUUGGUCCCCAUGGAUGCACUCCUGUCCCAGCUGUUGCCUUUACGGCCAUUUGCUGAAGUUGUCCUUCAGCAGGACCAGCAGUUUAGCCCAGAGUUUGAGCUUCCUCAUUGUCUUUUGCUGCUGAACGUUUUGGGUCAGCUGACCUCUCAGCCCGAAGAGGUAAUACGACUUUGGUACAGUGGCAGCCAGUUUUCGGAAGACACACACAGGCUCCCACUCUUCCAGGCUGUGUUCACAAGUUUCCGACGUUGCAGUACUGAACGUCGAGUACCAGUGCUGUUGCCAGGAGUGAUGAUCAAAGGUCAGGCCCAGGUUCAGGUCACUCUGCAUCACCAUGUGUGUGUGCAGGUGUGUGCCAGUGUGGCUGCACUUCCACCAGAGUACUUUCCUAUGUUGGAGCGCUGUUUGGUUGAAGCUUUACUACAAGCAGACACUCAGACAGCUUUGUUGGCUGCAGAUGUUUGGUGCUUUACUGCACGGUAUGGGACAGCUGAGCUUUGUUUACAUCAUGUUCUUCUCAUUGCUGAGCUGGUGAAAAUGUGCACCGCUGAGUGUUACCAGUUGUUCCAUCUGACCCUGCUGCUCAGACGUAUGGUUUUCCUUAUGACACCAAAGCACCAGAUGGAGCUAGUGUUGCGCUUCCCGCCCUCUGAGGUGGAAAACCUACACCUGUGGUGUCACAUCCUCCUCAGAGCUCUGUCACAUGAAGCACGCCACUGUGUGGACACAGACAUCGUUGCUCUUACUCAAAGGAUUUUCACUGAGUGGGAUAGCGGCGGCUGCAAACUUGGCCAGUUGGACAGACUGAACAUUUCACUCUCUUCUCUCCUUGCGGUACUUCAAGUCCAGUCACCUCCCAAGGAGCCCUGUGUGUCGUCUGCAGUGGAAAUAGUCACACAGCUGUGGUCACGAAUGAGUGCUGACCAGGUGCAGGAUCAUGCUGUGCUCCUGCGCACGCUGCAGCUGCUGCUGUCCUUAUCGGCUGUUUUGGUGAAUCACUUCCAGCCACAGCUGAUUUCUCAGGCUUUGCUGUGUGUUGAUGCUCUGGUGACACAUAAAUGUGCAGAUCAACUGCUGCCAGCUGCUCUGGAAUUCCUGGCCUCCCUGGGGAGGAUCUUUGUCCCUCCUGACAGCCAGAGUCAAAUUUUGCCGAGGCUCAGCAGCCUGUUUGUUGUGCUGCUGGCUGACAGAUCCUGGCUGCAGCAUCAGCACGCCCUGGAGGCCUUUUCUCAAUUUGCAGAGGUUACAAAUCAUGAGGAGGUCAUUUCUCAGAGCUUGUGUGUACAAGAGACCAAAACCAAGGUGGUCAAUUAUCUCAGCAAGACUGUGAACGCUGAAGAAAAUGAAGAGUCCCGCCUGGAGAGACUCAAGCUUGAGACGCCACUCAUUGAGCAACACAGCAGGCGGCUGGAGGCCAACAAAAACAUUCCUCACAAACUGGCUACUGAAGCUGCUGAUUCAGAGCCAUGUCCAAAGAGAGCUCGCCAGGAGAUGAGCACAGAGGAGGAGUACAGCCGCUACAUCCAGACCGCUGAGAGGGCUUUAAAGGCCAUUCAGGUUCUCAGUGAAGAUGCUGCUAAUGCAGGACCUCCACAGUGGCUGGAGUCCAGACUACAGGAGCUACAGACCCUCAUCACCCACAUCAGCACCGCCAAACACAAAACCUAGCAUCCCCUGGUUCGUUUCCAUGUGGUAACUGCAUUCACUUUGCUGCUGUGUGAAUUGUUCAUUUUUAAUAGCACUGCAGUCAGUUUUGACAAAUGUUUAUUAAACUUUAUUGGUUAUCGUG